Molecule: messenger RNA, 2162 nt
Organism: Archocentrus centrarchus (flier cichlid)
Lineage: Eukaryota; Metazoa; Chordata; Actinopteri; Cichliformes; Cichlidae
Product: cytochrome P450 2F2-like
Exons: 11
Coding region: 77-1546 (489 amino acids)
Biological process (GO): xenobiotic metabolic process
Cellular component (GO): cytoplasm; intracellular membrane-bounded organelle
Molecular function (GO): oxidoreductase activity, acting on paired donors, with incorporation or reduction of molecular oxygen, reduced flavin or flavoprotein as one donor, and incorporation of one atom of oxygen; heme binding; iron ion binding
Source: RefSeq, a predicted model, not a curated record
GAAGAGGACAGGCUGGGUUACCCGUAUGUAGCAGGUCAGCAGCCACUCUUCUCAGUGCGGUCCAAAUCAUCUUACCAUGUUUCUUUCAAUUGCACUGCUAUGGAUCUGCAUUUUCUUCAUCAUCCUUCAACUCAAAUCCCAGAGGCCGAAGAACUUUCCUCCGGGACCACCUGUCCUUCCCCUGCUCGGGAACAUUUUGCAACUGAGCCUGGAGAACCCCUUAAAGGACUUUGAGAGACUGAGGAAGUCUUAUGGAGAUGUCUACAGUAUUUUCAUUGGCCGCAAACCGGCUGUAGUCAUCAGUGGGUUCAAGGCCAUGAAGGAGGCUAUAGUGGCAAAGGCUACUGAUUUUGCUGGACGACCCCAAGACUUGUUUGUCAAUUUUGUCACCCAGAGGAAAGGGGUCAUUCUGGCAGAUUAUGGCUCUAGUUGGAGGGAACAUCGUCGCUUUGCUUUGAUGACUUUGAGGAAUUUUGGUCUGGGGAAGAAUUCAAUGGAGGACAGAAUUCACGAAGAGAUAAAACACGUCAUUAGUACCCUGGAAAAGAGCAUUGGUAAAACCAUGAGUCCUCGAGUUAUGUUCCACAAUGCGGCCUCCAACAUCAUCUGCCAGGUUGUGUUUGCUACACGCUAUGAGUAUGAUGAUGCAUUAAUCAAGCUAAUUGUUCGAUGCUUUAGUGAGAAUGCCAAGAUAAUCAAUGGACCAUGGGCUAUGCUGUAUGACACUUUUCCUGUAAUUCGUCACCUGCCACUGCCCUUCCAAAAGGCCUUCAAGAAUUUUGAGACUUGUAAGAGUCUCGCAAUUGAUUUGAUCAAUGAGCACAAGAAGACCAGAGUCCCUGGAGAGCCACGAGAUUUUAUUGACUGUUAUCUGGAUGAACUGGAGAAGAGACGCAAUGACGAUUCUUCAUUUUCAGAAGAGCAGCUCAUUAUAAACUCUUUAGAUCUCCACGGUGCUGGAACUGAAACGACCUCCAACACCCUACUUACUGGUUUUCUUUACCUUAUGAACUACCCACACAUACAAGAAAGGUGUCAGCAGGAAAUUGACCAAGUGUUGGAAGGGAAAUAUCAAGCCAGUUUUGAGGACAGACACAAGAUGCCUUACACCCAGGCUGUGAUUCAUGAAAUACAAAGAGUCGCCAACACUGUUCCUCUCAGUGUCUUCCACUGCACCACUAGAGACACGGAGCUAAUGGGAUAUUCCAUUCCCAAGGGUACACUGAUCAUUGAGAAUCUGACUUCAGUUCUCAAUGAGGAAGGACAGUGGAAAUUCCCCCAUGAAUUCAACCCUGAAAACUUCCUUAAUGACCAAGGAGAGUUUGUUAAACCAGAGGCUUUCAUGCCUUUCUCUGCAGGUCCUCGCAUGUGUCUUGGAGAGGGUCUGGCGCGUAUGGAGCUCUUCCUCAUCAUGGUGACUCUACUGAGGAAGUUUAAGUUCAUCUGGCCUGAGGAUGCAGGAGAGCCAGACUUCACUCCAGUCUAUGGGAUCACUAUGACUCCCAAACCUUAUCACAUGAAGGUCCAACUUAGAGCACCACAGUGAGGUGGUGUGCAUACAUGACACAAACUUCCACUUAGUAUUGAAAAAUCACAUAGCAGUUCAAAUGGAAGUGAUAUACCAUAAAAGUUGACUGAGACCAGAUGUCUUGCAUUACAAUUAGUCAAAAUACAGUAUUUUAAGCAUAUCAUAAGAUGUCCUGUCUUACAACGACCACAUGCAGGUGGGGGAUGGAUGACAAAGGGAAUAAUGAGAACAACUAAGCUGAAUGAGUCUGAUUCGUGUAGAAAUAAAAAUAGCAAAAACUGCCUGUACACUCAUGCUGACCACAGUUUUAUUGAAAUUCAGCUUGGAUAUUUUUUUCUCUCUUUUUUCUCUCUUUUAUUUUUCUGUUUGAAAGCUGUUUUGGAGUGAGAAUAACAUUUUGGGGAUUCUUAAGUGGGGAUGCGAGUUAUAAAUUUAAGAAUAGCUACAAUCAUCCAAGAUAGUCUUCCAAGAAAUGUGCAAAUUCAUUUCUGUCUCUCUGCUGUCUAAAUCAUUUUAUUAAGCAUUUUCUUUUGGCACUCCACAUUUAUAAAAACUACUGAGUUUUAUUUGGAGUUGUAUUUUGGGGACCUGUCACCAAAGCAGAAAAAUAAAACAUCUACCACCUGCUACAGCA